This is a messenger RNA of Cajanus cajan (pigeon pea), 928 nucleotides long. RefSeq names its product glycine rich protein 2 (gene GRP2). Gene Ontology annotation, molecular function: zinc ion binding; nucleic acid binding. NCBI's taxonomy places the organism in Eukaryota, Viridiplantae, Streptophyta, Magnoliopsida, Fabales, Fabaceae. The record is from RefSeq and is a predicted model, not a curated record.
CGGGCCCUGUACUUGAGAGGAGCAGAGUGAGGGUUUGUGAAAAAGGAAAAGAGAGAGAGAAAAUGAGUGCUAGGGUUACGGGGAAGGUCAAGUGGUUCAAUGAUACCAAGGGAUUUGGAUUCAUAACCCCCGAUGAUGGCUCCGAGGAUCUCUUCGUUCACCAAUCGCAGAUUCGAUCUGACGGAUUCCGAAGCCUCGCCGAGGGGGAGUCCGUCGAGUUCGCCAUUGAGUCUGACUCCGACGGCCGCGCCAAGGCGGUCGAGGUCACCGGCCCCGACGGCUCCAGCGUUCAGGGCUCCAGGCGUGGUGGUGACGGUGGCGGCCGGAGUUACGGCGGUGGAAGAGGAGGCGGAGGCGGAGGCUACGGCGGAGGUGGCUAUGGUGGAAGAGGCGGUGGUGGCGGUGGAGGCUGUUACAACUGUGGUGAGUCUGGUCACAUGGCUAGGGACUGCUUUCAGGGAGGCAGUGGAGGCGGCGGCGGCGGUGGAGGGAGGUAUGGCGGUGGCGGUGGUGGUGGUGGAAGGUACGGUGGAGGAGGAGGCGGCGGUGGUGGUGGAAACUGCUACAGCUGUGGGGAAUCUGGGCAUUUUUCAAGGGAUUGCCCAACAAGCGCUCGUUGAAGUUUAUAAUUAGUGUUGUGUUUAUGUUUUGUGGGUUGUUUUAAGUGUAUUUGGUUUAAAUUAGUUUUUAGGGUUUCUAAUGGUCUCUGUCCAGACUAAGGGUUUUUAUAAGUGAAGGUUUUUGUGUUAUGGUUACGAUCUAAAAUCAAAAUCUGUCGUCUACAUUUUGCUACAAUGAAACUGGUGGUUUUGUUUAUCUAUCAGUUCAUGAGAUUGUGGAUUAAUUUGCUAUGGAGAUUGUGGUUAAUUAGGGGAUGAAUUUUAUUGUUUUAUUUUCAAAAUUAAUCAUUUCAAAUUUUUUAUUUCUA